AUCCUCCAUUAUCCGUCGCCGCGGCUUGGUUCGGGUAGGUCCUGAAGGGUCCGAGACCACCAUCGUCCCCCCCAAAAUUAACGUUAAAGUAUUGUGUUCCUCGUAUAUAGACGAUCCCCCCACCCAGGAGUCGCCGUCGUCGAGGCCGAUAAUUCCCCGAAGAAGCUGCGGUGCCCCUUCGGGAGGGGGGGAUUCAUUCUCUCGUGCGGACGGACUCGGUAGCGUCGAGUGACGGAGGGAGCUAUGGCGUCGACAAGUGCACCACCGAGCACAAUGGUGCCGGAGAGCACUGGCCCACCCAAUCCCAACUGCAAGAUCAUGACGUUUCGGCCGACGCUUGAGGAGUUCCGCAACUUCUCACGCUACGUUGCCUACAUUGAAUCGCAGGGCGCGCACCGCGCCGGGCUCGCCAAGGUGAUUCCUCCCAAAGAGUGGAAACCUCGAAAUAAUUAUGACAACAUUGACGACCUGGUCAUCCCGGCACCGAUCCAGCAGGUUGUAACAGGCCAGUCUGGCCUGUUCACACAGUACAACAUUCAAAAGAAGCCCAUGACUGUUGCAGAUUACCGCCGUCUCGCCAACAGCGACAAGCACUGCACACCAAGGCACCAAGACUACGAUGACCUGGAGCGGAAGUAUUGGAAAAAUCUUACCUUCGUGGCACCAAUUUAUGGUGCCGAUAUCUGUGGGUCGCUUUAUGAUGAGGAUGUGGAGGAUUGGAACAUUGGUCACCUGAACACAGUCUUGGAUGUUGUGGAGCAGGACAGUGGAAUCACCAUUGAUGGUGUUAACACACCGUACCUUUACUUCGGCAUGUGGAAGACCACAUUUGCCUGGCACACAGAAGACAUGGAUCUGUACAGCAUCAACUACCUGCAUUUUGGGGAACCCAAGUCCUGGUACGCCAUUCCCCCAGAGCACGGGAAACGACUGGAGCGUCUUGCUAAAGGGUUUUUCCCUGGCAGCUCACAAGGCUGCGAUGCCUUUCUCCGCCACAAGAUGACGCUCAUUUCCCCUUCCAUCCUGCGACAAUAUGGGAUCCCCUUCGACAGGGUGACCCAGGAGGCGGGCGAGUUCAUGAUAACAUUUCCAUACGGGUACCAUGCUGGCUUCAACCAUGGCUUCAACUGUGCCGAGUCCACCAACUUUGCCACAUUGCGCUGGAUUGACUACGGCAAGCAGUCGACGUUGUGCACCUGCAUGAAGGACAUGGUCAAGAUAUCCAUGGACAUCUUUGUGCGCAAGUUCCAGCCGGAGAGGUACGAAAUGUGGAAGCAGGGCAAGGAUCAGUACAUACUGGACCACUCGCUGCCUACCCCCGAAGCCAGUGAAUUCCUCACUGGGAAGGUAUUCAAGCUGGAGGAAUACCUCGCCACCUUCACGCCAGUCAAGAGGAAGAAGAAGAGGGAAAACCCGCUGCGCUUCAAGACUGUGCGUGCGAAGGAAGAGGAGGAGGAUGAGGACGAAGAUAUUGAUGACACAGAGGUGAAACUGGAGCCUGUCGAUGUGAAAUCUGAAGACGAAGACAAGUGGGACCCAACCUGGGAUUUGGCAAAGCAUAUUGAGAAAACAAAAAAGAAACCGCGAGAGAAGCUCCGUGGGAAAGAUGCUGCCCCCCCAGGAGGCAAAGCCAAGAAGAAGCAAAAGGAGUUCCCCGUGGAUACGCUUCCAGAGCCCGUGCAAGUGGAGGAAGUUCCACAAACUAGUGAUGGCCCUCAGAGCACAGCAACGGUGGAAAAACCGAGGGCCAAGCGCAAACUGCUUCUCACACUGCAACCCAAGGUCACCAAACGGGUGGUGUUCAACAAGGAUGCUUUUGCUUACCAGGAGGAAUUCAUGCAGUUCACGAGCGGAAAGGUAAAGGAGCCGCGUAGAGAGGGCGAGUCGGCCACAGAUGCGCUUGAGCUGCUGUCCCCCGGCGAGCUGAGUGAGGGGGAGGCCAUGGUCAUCGAAGCCUGCAUCAACCCAGAGGAUGUACUCAAGAAGGUGAUGGCAGCCAAAAAGCGGAGCAAGAGCCGGCGGCAGCCCCUGAGCAAGCUGCCCAUUCGAUUCCCCAUCUCCGUGGUGAAGCAGGAGUCACCCAGCGAUGAAGAAUUGCCGGAAGUGGUAUCUGAGGAGGAAUCUGAGGCCGAGUCGUGGGCACGGCCACUGGCGCACCUUUGGCAGACCCGGCCGCACAGCUUCCUGGCGGAGCGCGAAUACAACGCGGCAGCAGCUCGCAAUGAGCCCUACUGUGCCAUCUGCACCCUCUUCCACCCCUACUACAGGUCGGAAGCCGAAGAAGAGCCCCCCGAGAGUUCAAGCACCACUUCUGGGACGAACGUGCCCACCGUGGGCACACAGACAAAGCCGCUCAUCCCCGAAAUGUGCUACGCGUCGUGCGGGGAGAACACAGACCCGCUGCCCGGCGGCUCUCUGCUUAAUGAGGACGGCACCAGCACCCUCAUCUCCUGUGCAAAGUGUUGCCUGCAGGUGCACGCAAGUUGUUAUGGGGUCGGGGCACAAUCCUUGUCAGAUGGCUGGAAAUGCUCUCGAUGUGCUGCGGAGGCCUGGACUGUGGAUUGCUGCCUGUGCAAUUUGAGAGGAGGCGCCCUCCAACAGACCACAGACAACAGAUGGGUGCACGUGAUGUGCGCGGUGGCAGUGACUGAGGCGCGCUUUGUGAAUGUAAUGGAGAGGAGACCAGUGGACAUCAGCCGCAUCCCUCCUCCCCGGUGGAAACUGAAAUGCAUCUUCUGCCGGAAGCAGCAUCGGAAGGUGCAGGGGGCGUGCGUGCAGUGCUCGUACGGCCGCUGCCCGACGCCGUUCCACGUGACGUGCGCCCACGCUGCCGGUGUCCUCAUGGAGCCUGACGACUGGCCGUACGCCGUCUACAUCACCUGCAGCCGGCACAAGACCGGCACGCAGGGCACGAAGAGCAGAAAUGCCCUGCAGGACGUAACCGUCGGACAGACCGUCAUUUCCAAGCACAAAAACAGCCGCUAUUAUCAUAGUAACGUGAUUGGCUUGACCACGCAGACCUUCUACGAGGUCAAUUUUGAUGAUGGAUCGUACAGCGACAACCUUUUCCCCGAGGAUAUAACGAGUCACAAUUGCCUGGUGCUCGGUCCGCCUGCGCCUGGCGAAGCAGUUACCGUGCGUUGGACCGACGGUCAACUGUACGGAGCCAAAUUCGUUGCGGCUCACUCCAUGCAAAUGUUCCAGGUUGAGUUUGAAGAUGGCUCCCAGAACACUGCCAAGCGAGAAGACAUUUAUACAUUGAAUGAGGACCUCCCAAAGAGGGUCAAGACAAGGCUGUCGCAGGCUUCGGACAUGCGAUAUGACGACGUCUUUUACGGCAAGAUGGUGGCGCAGGACUCGAAGCGACAACGUGUGCUCAACCCCAAGUACUCCGAGGACUACGUGGAACACACGGCCUAUCGCUCAUUCCUCGAGCAGGCCUUCCCUGGCCAGCCACGCCCGGGACCCUAGCCUGGGCAAUUAAAUUUUACCCCAGGCCAGUAAUCAAAAUCUAAAAAAAAAAAUUCAACAAAUAUUCACACAUCUUUCUGGAGGAGGUCAUCAUGCAACAUCCAAAUUAUUUUUUAAACUGCAGAGGCUUUAGACCUUUUCUUUGAUUUGGAGGACAUGCACAUUGCCGUUACGUCAUGUUUGCCCCAAUUCUCAGGCAUCGAAAGAGCCUUGUAUAAAAGCCCCUGACCUCUAUACGUCUACCAUCCACUUGUUCCCUCUUGGUUGCCAAGACAAUGUCAGACGGAAAGCUGUAAAAGAUGUCUCCUCUCUGUAGCCCCUUUAUACUUAAUACGUUGUUUUGGGAUGUAAAUUUAUAUUGUACAAAUGUUCUUGCACAUAGGUGCAUUUUGUGUGAAUGUAUUGAUACAUUAGCUUCUGUUUAUUACAGUGCACAUUUUUUUGGAACAUGUUUAGAAAUGCAAUUGUCAUCUUUACUUCAGUAUGCUCUGCAAUUGAAACAAUGUCAGAUUGCGUGUAUAGUUCCACCCUGUAUAAUGUGUUAAACCUUAUUUACAGUACAUCUUAUUUUUUUCAAAAGAAAGUUAACUCUCACGUGUUUUAUUUUUCUCAUGUAUUAAGGUUUUUUCAUGUAACAUAGUAUUUGCAGAAUGUAACAUUACAGAAUGUAGGCUGAAAAUACCAUGUUUUUCAACCUGCAUUGUUUUGGUUUUAUCCUUAAAAGAAAUCCCUGAUUUUGAGAUGGUCAGAAACUCACGACUGGGUUUUUACACUGGCAUAUUUCUCAAUAUUUGAAAACUCUUCGCAUUGUACCUACGCACAGUUUGAGCUUUAAUACUGAACUGUCCAUGUGUGAAUGAGUUUAUUGGUACAUUUGGAACGUGUGGAUUGUAAUAUAGGAAAACAACUCGUGUCAAAAUUGACUACACAUUUUUGGGAACUUUGUGUACAUGGCCAAGCUUAUUUAAAUUUGUUUGCAUAUUUUUUCGUUAACCAGAAUAUUGGUAUUUUAUUUAGAACGACUUAUGUAGAUUUGUUAAUUAUAGUAAUUGCACGUGUAAUUUUCCAUCCCUUCAAUUUUAAGAGCUUGAUUUGGCAAAGAGCAAUUGUAGAAAUGGAGGCUUUUUCAACGUAACUUUUCCAAACAGGAAAGAGCGUUGCCCAUAAGGAAUAUUUAAAAAAGAUUAAAACAAAGUCUGGUUCCAAAGUGUUUUAACCCACGUGAAAAAGCACUUAUGAAUUGGCUGAGCUAGUCUUUUUUACUUUGACCCAGUAGAGCAUGCUUUUUGUACAUUUUUUUCUUGUUAAUGAAAUCUUUGAAGGCUAUUCUGAAAUCCAAGGUUCAUUGAUAAACGUGCAUAUUGAAAUUGUGUAGUGUCUUUUAUAACGUUGAGCAUUUUAUCCAGGGGUCUCGUGUGAAUACUGGUGGGAAAGACGUUAAAAAGGGUAUGUGCAACCUUGGACGUACGAUUACCAUUGUCUUAUUCGGCUUGUAAAAAUUGCGACAUUCUUCCCAUCCACGUGUAAAAAUAACUACUAUGUGAUUGGUAAUAUUGUUUAAAUUCCACAUGGCAAUUUCUUUCCUAUUUAAUACAUGUCUGUGUUAAUAAAGAUGAUAUGUUGGCUUCACAUUUAA
Molecule: messenger RNA, 5107 nt
Organism: Lethenteron reissneri (Far Eastern brook lamprey)
Lineage: Eukaryota; Metazoa; Chordata; Hyperoartia; Petromyzontiformes; Petromyzontidae
Product: lysine-specific demethylase 4C-like
Biological process (GO): chromatin remodeling; regulation of gene expression
Cellular component (GO): chromatin; nucleus
Molecular function (GO): histone H3K9 demethylase activity
Source: RefSeq, a predicted model, not a curated record